CCAAAAAAAUGGGUAAAGUGUCAAAAUCACCCGGAAAGGGCGAAAAAAGGAUCGGAAAAGUCGGCAAAAAAAAUGGAAAAAGCAAUGCUCCGACGGAGGGCUCCAAUUCUGGAAAAGCUUCACGCUUCACAAUGUCCGAAAGGAAUUUGGGAUUGAUGCAAGAAAUUAUUCGAAAAGAUCCGGAAUCCUAUAAAGAGGAAUUCCUCGAACAAUUCAACUAUUUCGUUCAAACAAUGAAACUUCUCCACUUGCAACCCGAACAAUCUCGUCAAGAAAUGCAAUCUCUCGUCGAUUCGGUGCUUUUUCUGUCCGGAUUGGCGAAACAUUACCCGAAAGAGUCGAAACAAUUCUCCGAUAGUCUUUUUGAGCUUUUGAGAGAGCAAGGAGCUGGUUUGGAUCCAGAAGUUCGAAUGGCAUUCUGCAAGGCGCUUGUCCUACUCCGUAAUCAGGAUAUGAUUGAUCCAAUAAUCCUAAUGGAAACCUUUUUCGAACUCGUCAAAGUCGAGGAUAAAGUUCUCCGAAAAUUCCUUCUUUCCUCGAUUAGCGCCCACUUGAAGAGGGUUUAUCACAAGAAAAAGGACGUGAAAAUGCUCGGAAAAAUUCAAAAUUUGUGUUUUUCGAAAAUGAAAGAUUCGCGAUCGAUUGUCGCCCGCGCCGCACAACUUGUGUGUAUUGACGCGUUUCGACGCAAAUUUUGGCGGGAUGCACGUACGGCUAACGUUAUUGCACAGGCUUGCUUUCAUAAAGUCGCGAAAAUUCAGGUAACCUCGAUGAAAUUCUUCUUAGGAUCCGAAAACGAGAACGGUGACGCUGAAGACUCUGACGAGAUGGAUUCAGACGCAGAAGACAAUACAAAAACGUUGAAAGAAGUGAUGACGUCAUUCCGAAACGUGAAAAAGACGAGAAAACGUGAGAAGAACGUUGAACGCGCGAAAAAGAUGAUCAGUAAGAAGAAGAAGGCGAAAAAGGAAGGUAGAUCAAAAGAAUGUAAUCUGAUGGCAAUUCAAUCAUUGUAUGAUCCACAAGAAUUCGUUGAUCGCCUCUUUGGAGCUGUUGAAGCGAAAAAAAUGGACAAUUUUGAAGUUCGCCUGUUCAAAAUUGCACUUUGUGCCAGAAUUAUUGGAAUUCAUCGACUUCAUACGCUUAGCUUCUACUCUUAUCUUCAUCGAUUCCUCCAACCAAAACAACGUGACGUCACAAAAAUCCUGCUCUACGCGGCCCAAGCGUGUCACGAGAUGGUUCCACCAGACACUGUUGAACAGUUAAUUCGUGUAAUUGCCAACAAUUUCGUGACGGAUAGAAACUCGCCAGAAGCCAUGACAGUCGGAAUUAAUGCGAUUCGAGAAAUUCUGUCAAAUUGUCCAUUUGCGGCUACUGAAGAGUUGUUGAGAGAUUUAUCCGAAUAUAAGACGUAUAAAAAUAAGAAUGUAUCAAUGGCCGCCCGUUCAUUAAUCACAUUAUUCCGUGCUGUAAAUCCGAAACUGCUGGCGAGAAAAGAUCGUGGAAAACCACAAGAAAAAGACGACGAAGAUGAGGAAUAUAAUGGAUUUGCACGUCCGAAAGUUCACGAUUUCAUCUCUGGAGCCGAAAUUCUUGACGAGGAUGCCGCUGACGGUGAACAGGGACAUUUGGAAGAAGAUGGAACGGAUUCAGAACUGGAUGUUUCUGAUGUGGAUACUGAUGACGUUGAUACGGAUGAUGAUGCUGAUGAGCCGGUCGCGAAGAAGAAACGUGUUGAGCAGAAAUCAGUGGAAAAUGAUGCCGAAUCUGAUGCUGACGAUGAAGAAAUUGAAGAUGAAGAGGAAAUGGAUGAUGAGGAAGAAGAAAUUGAAAUAAGUGAUGAAGAAGAGGAAGAAAUUGAUGAUGAAGCUGAAGAAGAAGCCGUGGUGGAAGAAGAAGCAUCGGAGGCCGUGGAAAAGGAUCCGAAACUCAAGGCCAGCAAAAACUCGAUGGAUAGAAUUAUGACACAAGAAGAUUUCAAGAAUAUUAAGGCUUAUCAGCUGAAAAAACAGUUGAUUGGAGAAAAACGACUGAAAAAGCAGAUGGGAAAGGGUAGAAGUCAGGCGGAUGAACGAAUUGUUGACGAAAUGGCCGAGAAGCUCGAGUUAAAACGCUCUUCGGAUGGAUUGGCUCGCCUUUCGGAUAUCGAACAUUUCUAUAAGAAAAAACGACAAUCAAAGGAAGAAAGAAUGGCUGAUGUGAUGGCUGGACGUGCUGAUGAGGACUACAAAUUUGGAAGACCUAAGAAAAAUGGAGCCCACGUCGGUCGUACAAAUGAUCAAAAUUCGAAGAAAAAGGUGUUUGCAAUGGUGAAGAACAAGAUUCGCGGCCGAAAUCGUCAGAGAUCAUUCCGUGAUCAACAGAAAUCACUUCGACACUAUUUGAUGCGACAAUCCGGACGAAAACCUCAAUAAAACCUCGAAAUUUCCAGAAAAUUUGCAUUUUUUCCCAAUUUUUACACCCAAAAAGACUCAAUAAUUUUAAAAUUUCCAGAAAAUUCCAAAAAAAUCUAGAAAAUUGGGGAAAAGUUGAGCUUUUUCUCCAUUUUCUUUUCGUGUUUUCUAGAAGUUUCAAAAUUUCAAAAUUCCCCAAAAUUCGCUCAUUUUCACCCGGAAAACCUCUAAAAUUCAAGCUUUUCCCUCAUUUUUCGUAAAUUUUGUUCAUUUUUUUUUCACUCCUAAAAAUUCCAAAAAAUUAAGAUUUUUCUUGAAAAAAUCUAAAAUUUUCCCCGAAAUUUAUCGAUUUUUCCAGAAAUUAUUCCUUUUUUUUUUGGAAAAUUUAAAAAUUUCGAUUUAAAUAGAAAAAUCGAUUUUUCUGGAAAAUUAUCGAUUUUUUUUUUGGAAAUUUAUCGAUUUUUCUGAAAUUUCUAUGCUUUUUUGGAAAUUUAUUGAUUUUUUUGGAAAUUUAUCGAUUUUUUUUGAAAAUUUAUUGAUUUUUCUGGAAAUUUAUUGAUUUUUUUGGAAAUUUAUCGAUUUUUCUGAAAAUUUAUUGAUUUUUCUGGAAAUUUAUUGAUUUUUCUGGAAAUUUAUUGAUUUUUCUGGAAAUUUGUCGAUUUUUCUGGAAAUUUAUCGAUUUUUUGAAAAUUUAUUGAUUUUUCUGGAAAUUUAUCGAUUUUUCUGAAAAUUUAUUGAUUUUUCUGAAAAUUUAUCGAUUUUUCUGAAAAUUUAUCGAUUUUUUGAAAAUUUAUCGAUUUUUCUGAAAAUUUAUCGAUUUUUCUGAAAAUUUAUCGAUUUUUUGAAAAUUUAUCGAUUUUCUGGAAAUUUAUUGAUUUUUUUGGAAUUUUAUCUCAUUUUUACUUCCCAUUUAUCUAUUCUUCCUGGAUUCUGUUCUUUUUUUUGAAUAACUUUUUUUGUAGUUUUACUGUUCUUUUUUUUGUUGAAUUUCUCCACUUUUCCCCCUAUAUUUCUCAAUUUUUCACCCAAAAAUUCCCCCAAUUUUCACUGUUUUUUUUUGUUUUUUUCUAUUGUUAUUUGUUAUCAUCCCACACCAUGUUAAGCCCUUUUUAAUGAAAAA
This is a messenger RNA of Caenorhabditis elegans, 3513 nucleotides long. RefSeq names its product Protein SDA1 homolog (gene pro-3). Gene Ontology annotation, cellular component: nucleus. The record is from RefSeq and is marked reviewed. Gene Ontology annotation, biological process: ribosomal large subunit export from nucleus; ribosomal large subunit biogenesis. Lineage: Eukaryota; Metazoa; Nematoda; Chromadorea; Rhabditida; Rhabditidae. The transcript has 9 exons. Bases 9 to 2414 code for a protein of 801 amino acids.